AUGUCGCUCCUGGCUUCGGGACCGAUACGGCGUGUUCUUGGCACCAGGUCCGCUGAGGCAAGACGGCUUGCCGGAGCCAUCGACUGGGAACGAUACAAGUGCGAUGUCAAGGGCGUUCGUUGGCAUGCUUGCGGUGCUUGGCGAGUGCUCUUCAACAAGAAGGACUACGAACACAACUUCUUCGUGAAGUGCAGCUGCUACUUCAGAGUGCCGAUCUACGGGUUCGACCGAGCCAAAGAGCUGGCAAUCGCAUACAGACGGCGACUAGACGCAGAGUGGGAUGAGCAGUUGAGAAUCUGGGCGGAUUUAGACGCGAAGCGGGAGCAGGAGCGAGCGGCGAGGUCUCCACCUCGAACAGUCAGACGCUGCACUGUGGGUGUUCGAGUCCGCACGAUGUUGGGCUUGAGGCACUUGUGA
Messenger RNA from Symbiodinium natans, 417 nucleotides. The record is from the annotation of a GenBank genome assembly. NCBI's taxonomy places the organism in Eukaryota, Dinophyceae, Suessiales, Symbiodiniaceae.